Messenger RNA from Canis lupus familiaris (dog), 1600 nucleotides. RefSeq names its product eukaryotic translation initiation factor 3 subunit I (gene EIF3I). Gene Ontology annotation, cellular component: eukaryotic translation initiation factor 3 complex, eIF3m; cytoplasm. Gene Ontology annotation, molecular function: protein binding; translation initiation factor activity; RNA binding. The transcript is spliced from 11 exons. Gene Ontology annotation, biological process: cytoplasmic translational initiation. The record is from RefSeq and is a predicted model, not a curated record. Lineage: Eukaryota; Metazoa; Chordata; Mammalia; Carnivora; Canidae. The coding region runs from base 16 to 1509 and encodes 497 amino acids.
GGCCCACGUCCGCUCAUGGACCUGCUGCAGGCUGGCGGAGGCCCGCUUCAGCAGCGGCUGUGUGCCACCCCACAGGGCGGCCACCAGCACCAGAGCCAGCACCUGCCCUGGAGGGAGAUGCGAGUGACCCUCAUCCCCGACAAAGGGCCACCCGCCGGGCCCAGCCCUUCUCGGGCCUCUUUUCCCCCGUCAGCCACCCCCACAUCCCUCCCUCGCUCUCCGACGCCCCGGGUGCGACUGGUGGGUAGGAAAGGCCCCGGGGGGCGGGUGGAUGGAUCCGGCGGCCCGGAGAUUGGGGAUCGGGCGGAGAUCAAGUUCAGGGAGGGGAGGCGAAGCGGCAGAGGAACCCCGGGUAGGGUCUGGGAAGCCCCGAAAGGGGUGGGACCGCCUACCCACCAAAGGACGCCGCCAUGGCAACGCCGCUCUGGCCCACUUCCGGGGGCGAAGGGGCGGAGACCCAUAAUCCGGAAGUGGCGCCAAAGCCUCUUCCGGUCCUACUCACGUUGCCGCUUCCCUCGCGUCAACGCCAGGAUGAAGCCCAUCCUGCUGCAGGGCCAUGAACGAUCCAUUACGCAGAUUAAGUACAACCGCGAGGGAGACCUCCUCUUCACGGUGGCCAAGGACCCUAUUGUCAAUGUGUGGUACUCCGUGAAUGGUGAGAGGCUGGGCACUUACAUGGGCCAUAGUGGAGCUGUGUGGUGUGUAGACGCUGACUGGGACACCAAACAUGUCCUUACCGGCUCAGCUGAUAAUAGCUGUCGUCUCUGGGACUGUGAAACAGGGAAGCAGCUGGCCCUACUCAAGACCAAUUCAGCUGUCCGGACGUGUGGCUUUGAUUUUGGGGGCAACAUCAUCAUGUUCUCCACGGACAAACAGAUGGGCUACCAGUGCUUUGUGAGCUUCUUUGACCUGCGGGAUCCAAGCCAAAUCGACAACAAUGAGCCCUACAUGAAGAUCCCUUGCAACGACUCCAAGAUCACUAGUGCUGUUUGGGGACCCCUGGGGGAGUGCAUCAUCGCGGGUCAUGAAGGCGGGGAGCUCAACCAGUAUAGCGCCAAGUCUGGAGAAGUACUGGUGAAUGUUAAGGAGCACUCCCGGCAGAUCAAUGAUAUCCAGUUAUCCAGGGACAUGACCAUGUUUGUCACUGCUUCCAAGGACAACACAGCUAAGCUCUUUGACUCCACAACUCUUGAACACCAGAAGACUUUCCGGACAGAACGUCCAGUCAACUCAGCUGCCCUCUCUCCCAACUAUGACCAUGUGGUGCUGGGUGGUGGUCAGGAAGCCAUGGAUGUAACCACCACCUCCACCAGGAUUGGCAAGUUUGAAGCCAGGUUUUUCCACUUGGCCUUUGAAGAAGAGUUUGGAAGAGUCAAGGGUCACUUCGGACCCAUCAACAGCGUUGCCUUCCAUCCCGAUGGCAAGAGCUAUAGCAGCGGCGGUGAAGAUGGUUAUGUCCGCAUCCACUACUUCGACCCACAGUACUUUGAAUUUGAGUUUGAGGCUUAAGAAGCUUGGAUCUCCAUCAGGGCCAGGGGAAAUUUCUGGGCCAGGGCUCACAAAGUUUUGGACUCUGAGAAGUAAAUUAGUUUGGAAAUAA